Canis lupus familiaris (dog) is the source of this 6695-nucleotide messenger RNA. It is a transcript of the gene KLHL3, whose product is annotated as kelch like family member 3. Gene Ontology annotation, biological process: protein K48-linked ubiquitination; renal sodium ion absorption; monoatomic ion homeostasis. The transcript has 15 exons. The coding region runs from base 396 to 2162 and encodes 588 amino acids. Gene Ontology annotation, molecular function: protein binding. The record is from RefSeq and is a predicted model, not a curated record. Gene Ontology annotation, cellular component: cytosol. NCBI's taxonomy places the organism in Eukaryota, Metazoa, Chordata, Mammalia, Carnivora, Canidae.
UCCCCCCCCCCGCCCGCGGUGGGCGAGUGGCCCGAGGCGGGGAUGCCCGGGCAGCUGGAGGCGGCUGGCAAGGUGGCCGCGCCCUGGGGUGGCUGGGGCUGCGCUGUUCCUAGGAGACGGGAGCAGCGGCCGGCGGGGGAGGGGAGCCAGUGGGCUGCUGCUCUAGAAGCUGAAAGGGCUGCAGGGAGCUCUGGGUAAGACGUUUGCUGCUGCUGCUGCUGCUGUUGCUGCUGCUGCUGCUGCUGCGGUGGAAGCUGCUGGGAGUCAGUCAGAGGCGGGAGGACCGAGAGGGAGGAGGCUGCGUUCGCAGCCAGCCAUGCUGAAUCACUGUUGCUGAGCGCAUCUCCCGCGGCUGGCCCCCAGCGCAGAGGGCGCACCCGGCUGGGCCUCGCCUCAUGGAGGGUGAGAGCAUCAAGCUGAGCUCCCAGCCCCCGGUUCAGGCCGGGGAUGAUGAAAAGAACCAGAGGACGAUCACUGUCAACUCUGCCCACAUGGGGAAGGCGUUCAAGGUUAUGAAUGAACUGCGGAGUAAACAGCUGUUAUGUGAUGUGAUGAUUGUGGCCGAAGAUGUCGAGAUAGAAGCCCAUCGUGUGGUCCUGGCAGCCUGCAGCCCCUACUUCUGUGCGAUGUUCACAGGUGACAUGUCCGAGAGUAAAGCCAAGAAGAUUGAAAUCAAGGAUGUGGAUGGGAGGACGCUGAAUAAGCUGAUUGACUACAUCUAUACGGCAGAGAUUGAGGUGACCGAGGAGAACGUCCAGUUCCACCUUAUUUAUUGUGAGGCAGAUACCUCUCCAGUGACCAGAACACCUAUUUCCCUUAUCCAGAAUCCCACCUCCUUUACCAGGAUCAAGGCAUUUGGGAGACUACAUUGGUGCUGCUACCGGCAGCCAGCCUGCUGCAGCUCAUGGAUGUUCGGCAGAACUGCUGUGACUUUCUGCAGUCUCAGUUGCAUCCCACCAAUUGCUUGGGCAUCCGCGCAUUUGCAGAUGUGCACACCUGCACCGACCUUCUUCAGCAGGCCAAUGCUUAUGCAGGUAUUUGAAGCUGUGAUUUCAUGGAUCAAUUAUGAGAAAGAAACCCGUUUAGAACACAUGGCAAAACUGAUGGAACAUGUUCGUCUCCCUCUCUUACCUAGGGAUUACCUGGUCCAGACAGUUGAAGAAGAAGCUUUGAUAAAGAAUAACAACACCUGUAAGGACUUCCUCAUUGAGGCCAUGAAAUACCAUCUGCUCCCUCUGGAUCAGAGGCUCUUGAUUAAGAACCCAAGGACCAAGCCCAGGACUCCAGUUAGCCUGCCCAAGGUCAUGAUUGUGGUUGGUGGCCAGGCCCCCAAGGCGAUCCGCAGCGUGGAAUGUUACGAUUUCGAAGAGGACCGGUGGGACCAGAUUGCUGAGCUUCCCUCCAGGAGAUGCAGAGCAGGUGUGGUGUUCAUGGCUGGUCACGUGUAUGCUGUGGGCGGGUUUAACGGCUCACUGCGCGUGCGGACAGUGGACGUAUAUGAUGGUGUGAAGGACCAGUGGACGUCCAUCGCCAGCAUGCAGGAGCGCCGGAGCACUCUGGGUGCGGCCGUGCUCAAUGACCUCCUCUACGCCGUGGGGGGCUUUGAUGGCAGUACUGGCCUAGCAUCCGUGGAAGCCUACAGUUACAAGACCAAUGAGUGGUUCUUCGUGGCUCCGAUGAACACACGGCGGAGCAGCGUGGGUGUGGGCGUUGUGGAGGGGAAGCUAUAUGCUGUCGGGGGUUAUGAUGGGGCUUCCCGCCAGUGCCUGAGCACCGUGGAGCAGUACAACCCAGCAACCAAUGAGUGGACGUAUGUGGCAGACAUGAGCACUCGCCGUAGUGGUGCAGGGGUCGGGGUGCUCAGUGGACAGCUGUAUGCCACCGGCGGGCAUGACGGGCCCCUGGUGAGGAAGAGUGUUGAAGUUUACGAUCCUGGAACAAACACCUGGAAGCAGGUGGCAGACAUGAACAUGUGCCGGCGAAAUGCAGGCGUCUGUGCGGUGAACGGGCUCCUGUAUGUGGUCGGAGGGGAUGAUGGAUCCUGCAACUUGGCCUCGGUGGAGUACUACAAUCCUGUCACCGACAAAUGGACACUGCUGCCAACCAACAUGAGCACGGGGCGGAGCUAUGCAGGUGUUGCUGUGAUUCACAAGCCCUUGUGAUCCCCACUCCCACUGCCAGGAGGUGGAGGAGGGGUGGGGUGCUGCCUGUGACUCAGAACAGCGGCACCAUGACUGCUGGGUGCCACUCACUGUGAGAAACAGCAGUGGAGUCAGAAGUGCCCUCCUCUGAUGUGGCAAAGUGGUGUCUGGCCUGAAGACUGGUGACCUGUCUCCUGCUCCCCUGAAGCAUUCGGGCCUCCUCCCUGAGCAGUGGGUUCCUGAUAGCUCGAGGCAGCACCUUUGGGCUUUAUUGUGUGUUUCUAUGGGAACACCUGAGAAACCUGUGUGUGUGUGUGUGUGUGUGUGUGUGUGUGUGUGUGUGUAGAACAUGGUGUUCCACUAGGUUGGGGGAUGUGUGACAAUCUACUGGAUUUCUUUACUACUGAUCCUUCUGUGCUAGAAAUCAAAUCACAGAAACCUCUCUUCUGGAUUUACCCCAUGGGAACCCUGAGAUUACUAAAGCUGCUGUCUUCUGGAGGUCUGGUUGAACAGGCCAGGAAUGUCCAGAAAUGACUGGUGACAGGGGCAUUGCUUUGACUAUGCCUGUAGACUGGCUUUGACUACUGGCACUGUCUGCAGAAGAGCUGGGCAUUAUUGAAUCUGCACUGUGUCUUCUGUGUGCUAGAACUGGGAACAAAUGGGUUCCUUAGCCUCUCCCAAAGGGUGCUCUUCUUUGGGCUCUCUUCCAGGAAGCAGAUGAGAACCGUCUAGUCCUUGAUGUUUGGGAUGCUUUUGUGUCUCUUCAAUUGGAAAAACUAGCUCUUUGGAGGAGCCCCGCCCCGAGUAUGACACUGGAGAAAAAAAAUAUGUACACAUGAAAGACAAAAACAAAACAACAAACCAAAGUGGUAAGGCAGUUCCUGCCUAAAAUGGUCUCAGAGAGGAUCCUACUUCUGAGUUUUGUUGGGAUAGGCAGUGCCCAUUUAUACUUAUUACCCAGGCUUAAUUAUUCACAGCCUCCUGUUUUACUCUCAAAAGUGUUCUUGGUUUGGAGGGUAAGUAAAAGGUCACCCUACCUCCAAACCCAAAGAUAGUUUUGCCCCUGCCUUGGGGUCAUAUGUGAUCUAGAUGGACAUGGAUGACUUCAAAGGAGUACACCAGCUGGGGCUGACCCUCAGCAUUUGAUGGCAAUGGUCAGAUCUGUCUGAGGUCCUCGUCUUCCUUUCCUUGUACUCUCUCUCCCCUUGUUCCAGGGCCUGCAUCCUCUCUCCAGCCCUCACAAUAUUUCCUUCCUCCUUGUUUUUCCUGAGAGAGAGGAGGUGGUAAAUGCCCUGAAUGUGUGAUCUCUUUCAGGGUUACCUGCAUUUUAAAAGAGGAGCUUGGUGAAAGCUUUGCUAAUUCACAGGCAAAAAUUAUUAGUGACAGAACUUCAAGCAUCUGGAGGGGGGUGGGUAUUUGAGGACACAUGGAAUCAUUUUCAUUAAAAAAAAAUUGUGAAACUGUUCCUCAAAUUGCAAAUCACUUAUGUUGGAAUUUUUGGCAUAAGAUGGAAAGGUCUUGUGUCUGGAGAAUAGUGUCACGUUGUCGGGGCUGGGGAUUAAUGCUCCCUGGUGUGGUGGUCCAUUUACAGGAGUCAAGGGGCUUUGUGGAACCUGAUAAGGGACUUCUGGUAUCACUGGGCUACUUCCAAGCAGAUACUAAAGGAGACUGGCACCCUCCCAGCUCACUCUGGCAGGAAUAAAGCCAGUAGCCUCCCUAGUAGUUGGCUGCUUUGUGUAUUUAAUGCAUAUUUUUGAGCACUAAACACUCAACUCUCUUGAAGAAGAAACGUCUUCUGAUGUUGAGCAGAUAUUUCAGUGAGACGUUUGGAGGGCAGCACUGAGGCAUCUGGAAUUUUUAGCGGCUUCGGAAAGAGGCUAAAAUAUCCAGCUUUGUUGGACAUGGAGGAAAUAUUUCCAGGGGAAUCAAGGCAUGCCUUCAGUUAGGUGCUGUGUUCUCACCUGGCCACUGGAGAUGACAGUGGUUUCAGAGCUCUGCCUUGGCUUGGAAGCUGAUGGAAUGAGCUUCUUGUUGCCAGUGUUCUUCCUCUCAGCCUGAGGAAGGUUUGGGGCUUUCUUUUGGUUUCUGGUGGGGAUGAGGCUGGGGGUUGGGGUCCCAUGUGUGUUGUUCACACAGCUCCUGAUUUCAGAUUAAAGGUGAACUUCCCACCCCCUCUCCCAGCACCUGGGAGCUGAAAUUUCAUGCAUAUGUGGGAGAGGUUCUUGUUUUUCAUCUGCCUAGAGUGGGUCCCUUCCCUCAGAGCUCACCAGCCAUAUUUUCUGCUUUUGGAGUUUUGCUAUUGAUUCCACGUCACAGCUCCCCAGGAAGCACUGCCCAUUUGCCAAUAGUCCUGCUGAGGCCACAUUCAUUUCAUCCUCAUGCGUCCUUUCUCAUGGGGACUCUGACACUGGUACGUCACCACCAAAAAGCCAUUGGGCUCUAGCCGCCCACAGAUGCCAUUUAAAACCUGCUGUCUCACUAUCACUAGGUACGAUUCUCUCUCCACAGUGAACACAACUGACUUGAUUUCAAGUCUGUGCUGGUCACAUGGUAGGUGAACCCCUUGCCGCACCCCCCCAUCUGGGUGGCCACAGCUGCUUGUGAAUGCAGCUUUGCGGAUGGCAUAUCUGAAAGCCGAUCACAGUGAUGAGAUGGAAUUGCAGCCCAAGGUUAGAAGCCGCUUAGAUGCUGCUUGGAUACUGAUUUGGACAACACAGAAGUCAGACUCUGAAUUCCAAAGUCACUUCUAAGUACUUAAUGGCAUCUCUCCUUCUAAAAAGUUGCAGUAUUAUGCAAAUGAAGCUGACCUCAUUUUCUGCUAUGCAGUAAGAACACUUAAUUCUCUUGAAUGACAAACGAGUUGCAAUAUCCCCUAGCAUGCUUUUCGAGCUGUGUUACUUUGAUAUCUGUUGUGUAAUGUUUGUAUAUUCCUGAGCCAGAUCCUUUCAAAGAUUGCCUUUUUAUAAAACUGAAGCUAUAGCUUUCAGGCUAAACUUUUAAUGUAGAUAUUUUUAUAAGAUAAUUUUUUAGGAUAUUUGAAUUGAUUUUUAUUAUCCAUGAUAAUGAAAAGUUCUGUUCCAUAAGUCAUUCACUCUUAUAGUUCAUGCCUGUAACUAUUUUCCCUUUGCUUGUCGCCCUCCUAAAACAGAUUUUUCAGUAGUUCUGGGUAGAUGAGUCUUUUUUACUUUGAGUCCUCUUUCUCAUACCAUAUUUGAGGGAGAUUGCUGGAAAACACAAUCACUGGUGUCUCUAGAAUUGCUUAGGGACUAAUGUUUAGCCUGACUCAGCAAUUACCCUGUACUGCCUGGCCACUGUUUUGGAGUCCGUUCCUUGCAGGAGUGAAGCUGGUUGACCCAUCUCCUGGUGUCUCUCACUGCCUGGUGCUGAGCCUGGCAUGCUGUAGCAUGGAGAUGCUCCAGAGAAAGUCUGCCCUCCAGUGUAUACUCCCAGGAGUUUCCUAGGUCUAGUAAACUAGUCCUCAUUCUUUUCUGUCCCGUUGUUCUUCUGAAGCUUCCACCAGCUAAAGGCCCUGUUGCUGGAUGAUGUCCCUUUUGGAAGCAUCUUGUUUAUAAACUUUAAAGGAGGGGUCACUCCUCAUGAUCAUUAAGAAUGUGUUAAGCAUGUCCUUUACAGAUGCUUAUACUACACCUAAAGCUUACUUGUUUCUUGAGCUUUAUCUAUAUACUCCAGCCUCUAUUUUGUGUAUUUUUCUGCCAUUAGCCUUAUUGAAAAAAUCUUUUAUUUUUAUUUUUGGGACAGGUGCCAUUUGAAUUGCCUCCAUGCUCCCCAUUUGCACCUUUUUGGAUCGGGUUGGGAGAUUGAACAAACUCCUAUUCCAGUUAGCUGGAGUUUUUAAGGUUUUGUUUUCCUGGAGAAGCAAGGAGGUUGGAUUUUUUUUUUUUAAAGUGUUUGCACUAUUUAGAGUCCUAAGCCCCUCGUGUUAAGCUGUGCUGUGUGUGCUGUGUGACCAAGCAGCAGCACUUUUGACAUUUGGGAAUGGAAGAGACUUCUAUAGUGGAUAAUCACAACUUCAUAGCCCCUACACAGCCUUUGUCAUGGGGCUAAGUGUCUCGUGGAUAUGGCAUGAGCCAAGGCAGGAAUGCUUGUAACUGUGGCAUUUGGAGAAACAAAUUAUGUUCUUGCCUUGGGUUAUGAGUUUGAAAAUUAUUUCCCCCUCUUUCUAGUGGCAUAAAAGGGCCCUUGUUCGACUUCUUAUUUAAUUUGUGUAUGAUGUAUAAAAUACUUUGAAAGAAGGCUCAAGACGCUGAAUGUGUAUGUUUGUGUGGGUGCUCUGUCCAUGUGGUUGCCUGUAGACAACCAGACUUGAUCACUGAUGCCCUGUUAACACACUGCAUCGGUAAGGUCCUUGAUCUGCUCUUCUCUGCUUGGAUGUUAGAGCCCAUCUGUCUUGUAAAAGAACACUUGUCAUAUCCUCCAUCAGUUACAGUGGUAGCUGAAGAAACCAUUCCUCAAAUGUAUUAUUUCAAUAGGAAUCAAGUUUUAGUUUCCCAUACUUCGUGUUAAUUUUAAUAAAAGCUGAACUGUGAAAACCUU